GAAACGACGUCAUAUCACAUAUCCGACAUUUUCCCACGAACUCCCAUCGUCUUCUCCAGCUCCUUCAUUUUCAAUUUUAAAGCUUCCUCUAGCAGUAAUUUUGUGUUUGCGCAUUGCAAAUGCAAUCCCUAGCUCCAGUACGACCUCGUUUUAUAGGUCUAUUGAACCCUUCAUGGAUCUUCACCUCAACGCUUCGAGCAUUCUCAUCCGCGUCUUCCUCAGCUAACGUGAACCAGUCCCGUGGUGGCCUCCCUCGCUUCUUCUCUGAAGUUCUUCCUCCUUCCAAGGGUGGUUUUGUAAAGGUGCAAGGUGAUGAGUUCUGGCAUAUGACUAAAGUUUUAAGAUUGACCACCGAUGAUAGGGUAGAGCUCUUCAAUGGGAAAGGAGGUUUGGUAGAAGGGUGCAUUCAGAGGAUUGAUCGCACCGCGCUUGAUUUUGUGGCACUGGAAGACCCAAAGUUUCUUCUUCCACAGAGCCCACAGUGGCAUGUAUUUGCAGCUUUUGGUACUCUCAAGGGUGGUCGAGCUGAUUGGCUGGUUGAGAAAUGCACGGAGCUGGGGGCUAGUAGUGUAACUCCUUUGUUGACAGAGCGUUCUUCAUCUAUCUCAGAAAAUCGAGUGGAUAGAUUGGAGCGUGUCAUCUUGGCAGCAUCUAAACAAUGUCAACGGCUGCAUGAGAUGAUUUUGAAACCUCCCAUGAAAAUUGACAGCCUUCUGCCUCUCGUUGCCCAAUCAAACAUAUCUUUUCUUGCUGUAGCAGAAGCUACUCCACUUAUUACUUCAUUGACUUCAUCAAGAAGACAGUCAAAAGGGCUGAUAAUUGUUGGACCAGAAGGAGACUUCACAGAGAAAGAAGUGAAUAUGAUAAUGGAAGCGGGUGCGACUGCUGUAGGUCUUGGCCCACAUCGCCUACGUGUUGAAACUGCAACAGUGGCUCUUUUAGCAACUUUAACGUUAUGGUUCGACUCUCAGCAAAUGUCUGAUUGUUAAAUCUCUUUUUCAUGAAUUCAGAAAGAUCUAAAGAUAGAAAUAGGGUUGGUUGCUGGCAAAUGUUGACUUGCAAGCAGCUUGUUUAUGGAAUAUAAAAUUCUGAUAGAGUGGACAGAUUACAGUUUUUGUUUAGACAUUAUCUUUCAAAUAUCUCUGUGUGAUUAGAUUGAGGUUUUGUUUAGGAUAAAUAUUGAUUUUCAAAGAUCUCUAUGUGAUUGGGUUAAGGUGUCGUUAGGAAAAA
Molecule: messenger RNA, 1230 nt
Organism: Ziziphus jujuba (common jujube)
Lineage: Eukaryota; Viridiplantae; Streptophyta; Magnoliopsida; Rosales; Rhamnaceae
Exons: 9
Coding region: 120-989 (289 amino acids)
Biological process (GO): rRNA base methylation
Molecular function (GO): rRNA (uridine-N3-)-methyltransferase activity
Source: RefSeq, a predicted model, not a curated record